Messenger RNA from Diorhabda sublineata, 3432 nucleotides. RefSeq names its product beta-1,3-glucosyltransferase (gene Ir68a). NCBI's taxonomy places the organism in Eukaryota, Metazoa, Arthropoda, Insecta, Coleoptera, Chrysomelidae. The transcript is spliced from 9 exons. The coding region runs from base 323 to 1744 and encodes 473 amino acids. The record is from RefSeq and is a predicted model, not a curated record. Gene Ontology annotation, cellular component: membrane. Gene Ontology annotation, molecular function: acetylglucosaminyltransferase activity; glutamate-gated receptor activity.
UUCAUUUUUUAUCACCUAAAUAUUGUGUAUGUAAUUAGAAAAUUUUUUAAUGUAAUAAAACCGUGCAUCUUACAAGAAGCUAAAAUAUGCCAAUAGCCAAUUUCUAAUGAAUGUUUAAAAUUAUAGGUUAGAAUAAUUGAAUACCGGACAUGUCGGAGAAUGCUUUUCAAAGCAGACAUUUUAUGAAGUGGUCAAAAAAUACUAAGUGUAUCAAAAUAUUUCUAGAUUUUGAAAGUUUACUAUUUGCGCAAGCCUCAAGCAUUGUUUUUGCACGAUUCGUGAGUGUCAUUUUACUGCAGCCUAAAUCAGAUAUUUUUAGGGGAUGUUGGGCAGUUUUUUGGUAUUUCAUAUGCAUAUACUAUUGUUUUCACUUGGUGUUGUGUCCACUUUAGAUAUUCGAGAUGUUGUAUUUGUUAUUAUUAGUCAGAAUAAUAAAUAUAAUCUGGUAUUGGCCGAAAAUUUGAAGACUUCAAUACUGAAUGAAUCCAAAACUUUAUAUAAUAAACAUCCAGUGAUUCAUAUAUCUUGCAAAGAUUUUCCAGGCGAUGGCGGCUGGACUAUAUUACCUCUCAUUACACCGCUGUCCAAUUUACACCAACAUAAUGCAUCGUGGGUAUUCUUCAUACAAGACUACACAAAUAUAAGAUUAAAUGUACUUUUAUCAGUGUUUGAAAAAUACAACCAUACACAGGAAAUUUGGUUUGGGAACGCUCUCACUGACAAGGUGGCUACCAUAAUUCAUCAUUUCGCUUUUUACAAGGAUCCGUCAUUUUUCAGAUACCCAAAUUUUGCUUCGGGAUUUUCUAUCAGCAUGACCCUUAUGAUCAAGUUGUCGGAUCAGUGGAAAAAUGGUAAAGUAGGAAAUUCCAAUUUUCACAUUGACAGUAGCCACGAGCUCUCGAAAUUCGUUUGGAGUGAUGGUGAUGGACCGAUGAUAAUACAUGAAAAAGCCUUAUGUAGUAGCCCACUCGAAGAAAACUCCUCAUACCAGUGCCUUUCGAUACCAAAUGCCGUUCCAACUUGUGAUAAUUUAGUGCCACGUCAAAAUAUAUACUUUGCCGUAAAAACAUGUAAAAAAUUCCACCGAGAUAGAGUUCCUAUUGUUAAAAAUACUUGGGGCAAGUAUGCUACCGUUAUAAAGUUCUUCAGUGAUACAGAAGAUAAGUUAAUUCCUACCGUGAAUCUACGUAUUCCAAAUACUGAAACCGGUCAUUGUGCUAAAACUAUGGCAAUAAUACGAUAUAUUAUACAAGACAUCGAAAACAAUAAUGACAUUGAAUGGAUAAUUAUUGUUGAUGAUGACACUAUUCUGGGUGUUGCAAAUCUUCAACAUAUUCUGGCCUGCUAUGAUCCAUCUGAAAAAAUAGGAUUGGGGGAAAGAUACGGCUAUCAACUUCAUUUUGGAGGAUACACUUACAUCACAGGUGGAGGAGGAAUGGCUUUCAGUAAACCACUUCUAGAAAAAUUAGCACGAAACUGUAAAUGUUCAACUUUAAAUGAGCCCGACGACAUGAUUUUGGGACUUUGUAUGGCUAGAAUGGGAAUAGAAGUGACACAUUCUCCUGCAUUUCAUCAGGCAAGACCACCAGAUUACAAUCCAAAAUUCUUGGAAUCAUAUGAAGUAGUCUCAUUCCACAAACAUUAUAUGCUAGAUCCAGUAGAAGUAUACAUACGGUGGUUUGAAGCUAAAGAUAGAAUGGUAGAACAUAUUGGAAACGAAACUGUCAUCCAUAACGAGCUUUAAUAUAUAUAUAUAUAUAUAUAUAUAUAUAUAUAUAUAUAUAUAUAUAUAUAUAUAUAUAUAUAUAUAUAUAUAUAUAUAUAUAUAUAUAUAUAUAUAUAUAUGCCACGUUCCCAAUAAAAAACUACUUUGAUAUUGAAACUGACAAUUUGUAUAUUUAUUUUAAUCAAUAAAUCACCUGAAUAUCAAAAUAAGAAUAAAUAGGAAUUUGCACACCUUUUUUCGGCUGGUUUUUAGUUCUUUGUUUGAAACUCCAUCUAUUCCUGGAGCUUUUUUUUGCUGAUACGAACCUAAGUAAUUCUUCUUCCAUCGGUGUUCCAAAUUCUAGGGUUUCUUGAACCUCCUCGUCAAGGUAUUCGUUUAUGUUUAUGUUCUCUAACAUGUUUUUUUCGUUCAGGGUAAACUGAGUUCUAUUGUGCAUUUGAGCUCUUCUGUCUUGUUUUCCGUGUACGCCAUUCCAUUGCUUCCGUGUAUUGGCGGCAUAGGUUUCCUUUAUUCUCUUAAGACUUUCGAUAUAUUUCAUAUGCCGGGUCUAAUUCGUUUAUCCUUCUGUUAUAUUACUCGCUCUUAUGCUCAUGAAUUUCCUGUCUUAUUUUCCAAACUCUAUUUUUUUCUUCUAGGUUUCAUGUUCUAUGAGCUCUUUUACCAAUUCGAUUUUUUCCCUUAUCAAUUUUUUCUGAUCGUCACUUAUAUUAUUGAAUUUAUCGUAUUUGUCUGCUACGGUCGUUGUGGUACUCUGUUCUAUCGCUUCUGAUAUUGCUACUUCGAAGAAACAGACCUACUCCUCCGGCGUUUCUUCACUGUUUAUUCCCGUAAAAGGUCCUAAUAGCUGUCCUGUUAGUCUUCUGAAUUUUAGCCAGUCGGUAUAAUAGAAUUCUAAAAUUUGUUUCAUCACAGCAGGCGAUUUGUUCACAUUGUUUCUUUCAAACUAAUUUUUGGAAAUCCUAUUAAUUUAUUUUUUUUUCCCUUAUUUUCUAGAACGUUGAAGAUUUUAUUUUGAGUAUAUAAACGAGUUUGUUUAGAGGAGUGAGUAUCGUUUAUAAUAAAUAGUUAUAGUUAAUAGAAAAGUAACCUCAUGACUCUCUCUGUAUAAAUGUUUAGAAUCAAGUUGGUACAUAGUUUAAUGUAUGGUCAAAUCUUAGUGAAUAAUUCAGAGAACAGUGAAUAGUUUAGUACAUUAGUGUUAGUAUAUAGAUAAAUUAACUAAGUAAGUAAGAAAUACCGUGUGCAUACAUUAACAUCGACGUUUAGAAACUGUUAAAAAAAUAAGACAAACAUUACAUUGGUAUUAAGUGGUGAGGUAAUAAAAAUAAAUAGUUUCAUGCAAAUGAAAAGAGACUAUGUGACCUGAAUGCGACUGAGAAACACAUACAAUGAACAUACAAGGUUUCCAACUAGACUUUAGAAACAGAGAUAUUCCUUUAUAUAUCUGAGAGUAAAACGAUGUUGGCAGCUGUACAGUAAGAUAUUGUUUUACCUGCACGAAGUGAAACCAUGAUAAGAGAGCGGAUACUGGAGAUCAUGAAAGUUGAUGGAGCCAUGGAACCACGACGAAGAGGAAAAAAUUACGUUAAUAAACUCCACUCGGCUUGCAAUUUAGAUGUUUUAUAGGGUAUAGAGAAGUUUUGUAUAUUGAAUGUAUGUUAUAUUUUAGGAAAUUAUUUCAUUAUAUUACUGAUGUACAUCGACAA